Molecule: messenger RNA, 5254 nt
Organism: Haliotis rubra (blacklip abalone)
Lineage: Eukaryota; Metazoa; Mollusca; Gastropoda; Lepetellida; Haliotidae
Product: serine/threonine-protein phosphatase 6 regulatory ankyrin repeat subunit B-like
Exons: 1
Coding region: 251-4195 (1314 amino acids)
Biological process (GO): protein localization to ciliary inversin compartment
Cellular component (GO): ciliary inversin compartment
Molecular function (GO): protein binding
Source: RefSeq, a predicted model, not a curated record
UUUAAAAGAUGUGUGUGCAGACAUACCUGAGAAUCCAAGUCUUGUUGGAAUCCGAGAAAAGGCUGAUUCACUCUGUGGUGUAUACUUAGAGCGCACUCAAGAUGGAUAUGAGUUUCAGCAUCAGUCGAUAUCAGAGUGUGUGUUCGUCACAUUGUCAAAGAUCGAUACCAACCUCUGCAUCAAGACAUGCCCUGUACAGUUGCUUUUGGAACUUGUUCAAACGAAAGGAAAUUAUCCUGAUGUGACUGAGAUGGUCAUAUUACUGACUGAAGAUCACUAUCCCACAUUUGCUGAUCGGAUUACAACAUUAUUGUUGGGCCCAACUGCUCCAAUAGAAAUCUUGAACCAUGCUGCUUUUCAUGAUGACGACUUCAUUCAGUGUUUGAUAUCAAACUGGAAAUCCGAAGAUAAAAUACAAGCUAUCUGGCAGCAUGCAUUUGAACCUGAAAAACGGUUGUGUUUCACCAGUCCAGGUAACAAUGUGUCACUGUUUGGAUUUCGGAAGAUAGUUCCCUGUUUGAUUUUUAAGAACAUCAAAAGACUUGUGGAUAUUUUGAUUGCUAUGAAUAGAGACACAGGUGCAGACGUCCUCCAGGGGUGUUUGUCUUGUGCUGUGUUUGUCGGAAGAAAUGAGCUUGUCAAGAACCUACUUGACAAUGGAGCAACACCAGAUGAAAAUUGCUUCAGAGCUCUUUGUCCAGCAAGACAAAUAGACGCCGAUGUCACCGAGACUAUUUUCAACGUUGUUGUGACAGAGCACAGAAGGUUCACAUGGGAUUCCAUAUCCAAUCUAAGAGAUCUGUUUGGGCUAGCUGUAAUGAAUGGAAACGUACAUAUUGUACACUUACUGGUCAAAAGGUUAAAGGGUGACACACACAGCUUGGGGAUCUUCAGUAAUGUAUUAGUAGAGCUUGUCAGGGAGCUUAGUAAAGGCUAUAGGUGUCCUCUGUUUAUGCCCUAUGACAUGAGGCAUCUAAGUGAAAUAGUCAGAAUUCUCCUUGGCACAGGAUGCAAGGUAGAUUUUGACUAUCUCACCUUGCAAGCAGCAACUCAUGCUGAUGCAACUGUUUUGCGACUUGUUCUUGAGCAAGGUGUGCAUGUGAAGGAUAUAUAUUCAAAUGGUGAAGACAUGUUCAGCACAGAGGAAUAUUAUCCAACGCCUCUACAACAGGCAGCAGCCUAUGGAGGAGGGGAUUGUCUGGAAGAAAUCCUCAGUUGCACACAAGCUGGACAGGUGAAGUCGGAUAUGGAACAGGAACGAGAAGUAAUUUACAGCAUUGCGUUCUUAUUGCACACUGCAGUUCAACAUGGUAACAUUGAAUGUGCGUCGCUGCUGCUAAAGAAAGGCACUGAAGUCAAUACACUAGAUAGAAAUGGAAAUACACCGCUUCAUAUUGCUGUCAAACACAACCAGGUGGAAAUUGUUGACUUACUACUUUCAAAGCAUGCACCGGUUGACAUGAAAAACAGCAAUGGGUGUAUACCUUUAUUGUGUAUGGAACUUACAUCCCCUCCAGAUCUGAACAUUGUUACUCAACUCAUAAAAGCAGGAAGCGACAUUAAUGAGGUUGAUGAACAAAACAGGACACUUCUUUAUAAAGCAACAGAGUAUGGACAUCUUGCUCUUGUAAAGUAUCUGUGUAACAAGGGAGCCAACGUGAACAUCGAUACACAACAUAUGAACAUUACCCUUAUGCCCCUCACAGAAGAACGAAAGUUGUGUAAGAGAGUUAUUCUUGCUGCAUGUAGAAAUGCUGAUAUUGACGUUGUUAAGUUGCUCUGUGAACAUGGUGCUGAUGUUGACGUAGCUGACGACAAUGGGGAAACAGUAAUUCACAAGGCUGCAGCAUCCCCCAUUGAUGCUGUGGAGAAACUUCAAUAUCUUCUUGACACGAAGCAGGUGCCUUUGAGUAUAAAAGACCAUUUGGGAAGGACUGUCUUAUUUCCAGCUGUGAAGUCAGCUUUACAAAGUGGGUAUUUGGAGAUUCUGCACUUUCUAUCGUCUAGAAAAAUUGACUUCAAUCAAAAAGAUAACUUUGGGAACAGUUUACUGUUAUAUGCCUUUGUCCCAAACCCACUUGUAGAUGCAAUAUCUACAUCAGAUGGCUUUAUUAAGCUAAUGCUAAACCAUGGUAUUGAUCCAAACAUAAAGAACCAACAGGGCCGUACAGUGAUUCACUAUGCUGCAAUCAAGGGGGACAAGAACAAACUGACAAUACUUCUAGAAGGAGGCGCUGAUCCACGUGUUCCAGAUGAAAAAGGUCGGACUGUGCUCCUACAAGCUGUAAAGAAACAACACUUUCACAAUGUGAGGCUGUUCUUAGAAAAAGGGGUCAAUCCAGAUGUUCAGGACAAAAAUGGUAAAACAGCCCUUCACUUUGCAGUAGAACUUAAAGACUCUGAGACUGUUAAGCUUCUGCUUAAUGGAGGAGCAGAUCCUAGUGUAUCAGAUAUCUAUGGCAGAGAUGCCCUUCAUUAUGCUGUGAAAAGUCAGAACUGUGUCAUUAUGAACUUACUCCUGCAAAAUGGAGCCAGUCCUUGUGUACAGGAUACGUUUGGAGCCACUGUACUUCACAUUGCUGCAAAAUGUCUUGAUAGAGAGAAUGUCAUGCUGUUAUUGGAUCAUGGAGCAAAUCCACACACUCAGGAUCAACACUGCGAGACUACACUUCACUUUGCUGCCCGUAAUAAAUGUAGUGAAGUUCUCAGAUUGUUCCUGGAGAGAGGUGUUGAUUCCCCUGUACAGGAUGACAAAGGCAUGACAGCUCUUCAUUGGGCAUUACUGUAUUGCAACACUGAGAACGUUGAGCUACUUCUGGAAAGAUGUCAAGAAUGGGACGUACAAGACGAAGAUGGAAAGACCCCUCUUCACUAUGCAGCAGAAACAAAAUACUCAAAUAUUGUUAAGCUUCUCUUAGAUAAGAACUUCGACCCGUGUGUACAAAACCACAAUGGUGAAACACCCCUUCACUAUGCAGCCAAAUAUCGACACAAUGAGAAUGUUCGGUUAAUUGUGAACAAAGGUGCUGAUGUGUCUCUCAGGGACAAAAAAGGCAUGACGGUCCUUCACUACGUAGCAGAUAUCAAUAAAGACAGCGUGGAGCAACUGUUGGCUCAUGGUGCUGAUUCCAAUACAAAGGAUCAUUCAGGGAGAACUCCUCUUCACCUUGCAACAGAGGGAAACUGCGAUGAGAGUGUGAAACUGUUUUUGGACAACGGUGCUGAUCCUUGUGCGAAGGAUGAUGGGGGCCAAACGCCUCUUCACUUGGCAGCAAUUCACAAACUAGAGAGUAUUGAUUUAUUGUUGGAGAAGGGUGCAGAUCCGCGUAUACGGGACAAAGAAGGCAAAACGCCCCUUCACCAUGCAGCAGAGCAUAAUAAUUGGGAGUGUGCCAAUCUCCUGUUGGAAAGUGGAGGUGAUCCCUGUAUACAGGACCAACAAGGCAAAACGGCCCUGCAUGCUGCAGUUGAAGCCGAGUAUGUCUUUAACAUCUGUAGGUACACUGACACAUCUUAUCGGGCUGUAUCCGAAAGAAUCAAGAAGACGAAGAGUAUUGCUAAGCUCCUCGUUGAGAACGGAUGCAGUCAUUCUGUGACGGACAAUCAAGGUAAAACUGCACUUCAUUGUGCAGCUGAGAGCGGUAGCGUUUAUAGCCUGCAACUUCUCUUGGACGAUAAUGCUACCCCAUUCAUUAAAGACAAGGAAGGCAAAACACCACUCCACUAUGCAUCGGCCAAAGGAACAAGUGACAAUGUUAAACGGCUCUUGGAGAAAGGUGCAGACCCAUAUGCCAAAGAUCAACAAGGGAAAACUCCACUUCACUAUGCAGCAGAAACAAAACACGGAGACAAUAUUAAGGUAUUACUAGACAAUGGCGUGGAUGCAAGUCAGCAGGACAAUGAAGGAAGAACUCCACUGCACUUUGCAGCAGCGCGUGACUCUAGUUUGUCUGUACGUCUACUUCUGAACAAAGGCUCUGGGACAACACUGAGCGACCAACUUGGGAAAACAGCUCUUCACUAUGCAGCUGAAGGUUAUUGCAGUGAGAAUGUCAGACUUCUACUAGAUAAUGGUGCUGAUCCCUUUGUAACGGACCAGCAAGGGAUGACAGCCCUUGACUAUGCAACUCGUGGUGGGAAAACAACUAGCGUUACACUUUUGCAGGGACGUGUUGCUCAGAAGCAGUCACUGUGAUUGUGUACAGAAGAUAGUGUUGUUCUUGGUCAUUGAUUUAUCAACAAAUUAGAUAUGAAGAACUUUGAGGAUUGAAGGAGAAAGAAAGAGAGUUAUGGGGCUGAUUAACAUCGCCUCUAGUUUGUUUUAUCAGUAAUUGUCAAUUUCAGUUAGUCAUGAAGCUCGCUCUCUCUGUGUAAUUUUUCUACAGUGUAUAUAAUCAGUACUUGCAAUUGUGUGUUAUGGAGUUGGUACAACAUGAAGCUGGCUAUGUCCAGUUGAUCAAAUAUUGAUUUGUUAUGUACAGUGGAAGCUGUGUAAACCGGCACACAACCGGACUGAAGAAAUAAUCCACUUUAGACAGAGUGCCGAAUUGUAGAGCUGACACGGUUACCUAAGACUAGAACUGAACCAGUUUUAUCACUCUCAUAUACAUUGUUGUAUAACAUGGUUUUCUCAAUUUCUCUCUCAACUCACUAAUUACAUAUACAAGUAUACCCAUAUUGAACUAAGAUUAAAUUAUCUUUGUCGGCAAGCAUGUAGUUUCAACGCAGGAUUAAUUGGUGACAAUACAUAUCCAACCAACUCCUCGCCACACGCCGGAUUAGACAGCGCUGAUUACUGUAUAAACACAUAUUCGGGCGGCUCAUUUCAUGCCGAGAUCUUGAAUUGACAGAUGUCGGAUUGCAGAGCUUUUAUAUGACGAUAAAUGAACUAGCCCUGGACGGGACUGAGAUUUGGUGCCGGUGUUGACAACUUGCCGGGUUGGGCAGCUGCCGGUUUUGACAGCUUCCACUGUAUUUGGUUCACUUUGUAUUGUGCCUUAAGUAUACAUGACUAGUUUUUGACAGGUUGUCAUGAUCUCUUGUGGUUGGUUCACUUUGAUAGAUUGUGUAUCUUUCAGUUAUUGGGACCACUGCCCUUCAUACAUAUGCAUCAUAGAUUACAGAUAAGAUAAACAUCUGCGAUGGUUGUUAUGGACUGUUCUGAUUGUUUACAGUCCAUAGUGGCCCAAGUAUAUAUGACUAAAUAUUGUCAGGUUGUUAUGAACUAUUCUGAUUUGUUUACUAUGUAUAGUGG